This is a messenger RNA of Hemibagrus wyckioides, 5505 nucleotides long. Its product is annotated as ELKS/RAB6-interacting/CAST family member 2. The transcript is spliced from 21 exons. Gene Ontology annotation, biological process: maintenance of presynaptic active zone structure; neuromuscular synaptic transmission; regulation of synaptic plasticity. NCBI's taxonomy places the organism in Eukaryota, Metazoa, Chordata, Actinopteri, Siluriformes, Bagridae. Gene Ontology annotation, molecular function: structural constituent of presynaptic active zone. Gene Ontology annotation, cellular component: cytoskeleton of presynaptic active zone. Bases 215 to 3547 code for a protein of 1110 amino acids. The record is from RefSeq and is a predicted model, not a curated record.
ACUGAGGCACGCACGCGCGCGCGUCCCCGCGGCCCAAUGACAGCGCGAGACCGGAGCGGACGGAGACGCGAGGAGACGCUGACGGAGGAGCGCGGGCUGAUGGAGGCCAAGCCGCCGGUAUUAUAGCAGGAUGCAGUAACGCACCGUACCAGACACAAAGGGGCGGAGACUCUCAUCUGGCCACGGCCCCUGAUCUUCCCCACAACCCCAGAAGAUGUACAGCGGUGCGGCGCGAGGCGUCAGCCAUAUUGAGGGCAGCCCAGCUCGUUCUCCUCGCCUGCCCCGAUCGCCCCGUCUAGGACAUCGCAGGGUGACCGGUGCCAGCUCGGGUGCCAAGACUCUGUCCAUGGAGAACAUCCAGUCUCUAAACGCCGCCUAUGCUACAUCAGGCCCCAUGUAUCUGAGUGAACACGAGGCCGUGGGCUCCACCGCCACCUACCCGAGAGGCACCAUGACGCUAGGACGCGGUGCCAGCCGGGCGGUUUACGGAGGACGCGUCACGGCCAUGGGCAGCAGUCCUAACAUCGCGUCUGUGGGUUUGGGACCACAUGCAGACCUCCUCUCUUACGGUGAACUGGGCUCACUGGGCUCACUGGCCCUGCAGCAUCACCAGCAGGGGGCGCUUCAUGCACAGCUCCGGGACAUGCAGCGUGAGAACGAGAUCCUGCGCCGAGAGCUGGAGCUCAAGGAAAGCAAACUGGGUUCCUCAGCUAACAGCAUCAAGAGCUUCUGGAGCCCCGAGCUGAAGAAGGAGCGCGGGAUGAGGAAAGAGGAGGCGGCUCGUACCUCGGUGCUGAAGGAGCAGAUGAGGGUGACGCAUGAGGAGAAUCAGCACCUGCUGGACGCUCGAAGGACGAAGCACCUGCAGAUGACCAUCCAGGCUCUUCAGGAUGAGCUGAGGACGCAGCGUGACCUCAACCACCUCCUGCAACAGGAAAGCAACUCCAGACCUGCCGGAGCCGAGCACUUCACCACCAUCGAGCUGACCGAGGAGAACUUCCGCCGCCUGCAAGCCGAACAUGACCGCCAGGCCAAGGAGCUCUUCCUGCUGAGGAAGACACUGGAGGAGAUGGAGCUGAGGAUCGAGACGCAGAAGCAGACCCUGGGCGCCAGGGACGAGUCUAUUAAGAAGCUGCUGGAGAUGCUGCAGAGCAAAGGGCUCCCCCCGGUGACCGGGAGAACCUCGGAGGAGGAGGAGCAGGACAGGGCGAGGAGAAUCGCAGAGGCUGAGGCUCAGCUCGGACACCUCGAGGUCAUACUGGAUCAGAAGGAGAAAGAGAACCUUCACCUGAGAGAGGAGCUGCACCGAAGAAACCAGCUGCACCAGGACCCCAGCAAGACCAAAGCCCUGCAGACCAUCAUAGAGAUGAAGGACACGAAGAUCGCCUCUCUGGAGCGGAACAUCCGAGACCUGGAGGACGAGAUUCAGAUGCUGAAGGCCAACGGCCUGCUGAGCACAGAGGACCGUGAGGAGGAGAUCAAACAGAUGGAGGUGUACAAGAACCACUCCAAAUUCAUGAAGACCAAGAUCGAUCAGUUGAAGCAGGAGCUGUCGAAGAAGGAGUCAGAGCUGCUGGCUCUGCAGACCAAGCUCGAGACUCUGAACAAUCAGAACUCUGACUGCAAGCAGCACAUCGAGGUUCUCAAAGAGUCUCUGACGGCUAAAGAGCAACGAGCAGCUAUCCUGCAGACUGAGGUGGACGCUCUCCGGCUGCGUCUCGAGGAGAAGGAGUCCUUCCUGAAUAAGAAGAGCAAGCAGCUGCAGGACCUGACAGAGGAGAAAGGCACACUUGCUGGAGAGAUCCGUGACAUGAAGGACAUGCUGGAGGUGAAAGAGCGCAAGAUCAACGUGCUGCAGAAGAAGAUUGAGAACCUGCAGGAGCAGCUGCGGGAUAAAGAUAAACAGCUGGGGAACCUAAAGGACCGAGUGAAGUCUCUGCAGACCGACUCGACUAACACGGACACGGCCCUGGCCACGCUGGAGGAGGCACUGUCUGAGAAGGAGCGAAUCAUCGAGCGUUUGAAGGAGCAGAGAGAGCGGGAGGACCGGGAGCGCAUGGAGGAGCUCGACUCGUACAAGAAAGAGAACAAGGAUCUAAAGGAGAAGGUCAGCAAUCUGCAGGUGGAGCUUACAGAGAAAGAGUCGAGUUUAAUAGACCUGAAAGAACACGCCUCUUCUCUGGCCUCGUCCGGCCUGAAGAAAGACUCCAAGCUGAAAUCUUUGGAGAUCGCAAUCGAGCAGAAGAAGGAGGAGUGCAGCAAGCUGGAGACGCAGCUACAGAAGCAAGCCGAGCAGCUGUUCAAUCAGAUGAACAACCCUAAGGCCCAUGAGGUGGAGGUCCAGCAGGGUUCUCGGGGAAAUCCGGACUACAUGGAGCGAGUAAAGCUCCUGGAGAAGGAGGUGGCCUUUUUCAAGGAGGAGUCGGGAAAAGCACAGACUGAGGUGGAGAGGCUGCUGGAUAUCCUCCGUGAUGUGGAGAGCGAGAAGAACGACAAGGACAAGAAGAUUGCUGAGCUGGAGAGUCUUGCACCAAGGCAGGGCAAAGACCAGAACAAAAAGGGUCCUGGCAUCAAGCUUGGGCAGCAAGGAGAGAAAAAGGGCAGCGGCAUCCUGCCGGACCCUCGUAAGGACAACCCCAUGGACAAUGCCAAGAUGGAGGAGUUGAUGACGGUGCUGGAAAAGACUAGGCAGGAGCUGGAAGCCACUAAGCAGCGCUUGUCCUCGACCCAGCAGUCUUUGGCUGAGAGGGAUGGCCACCUGACCAACCUCCGACAGGAGAGACGCAAACAGCUGGAGGAAAUUCUGGAGAUGAAGCAGCAGGCCCUGCUGGCUGCCAUCAGUGAAAAGGAUGCCAACAUCGCCCUGCUAGAGCUUUCUUCUUCUAAUAAGAAGAAAACCCAGGAGGAGGUCAUGUCAUUAAAGCGUGAGAAAGAUAGGCUAAUGCAACAACUCAAGCAGCAGACCCAAAGCAGAAUGAAAUUAAUGGCAGACAACUAUGAAGACGACCACUACCACCCUCAUGGUCCCCCACACCACCUCCAACCAGGGCCACCCCACCCACAUCCCCACCCACAGGGCCCACCUCCUGCCCAGGGCCCGCCUCUGUACCCACAUGCCCCCCUUCCUCAACAGCAACCCCCUUACCCACACACCCUCCAUCCCCAACAUCCUCAGCCCCUACCUCCACACCCUCAUCCUCAACAGACACCUCAUCCACCAUACCCCCAACACCCCCAGCCGCCUGGCCCCCACCAACACCCACCCAGGCCCCAACAGCCUCACCCACAGCACCCGCACUCGGGUCCCCCUCCUCAGCAACACCCACAGCAUUCUCAACACGGGCCACCGCCACAGCAGGGCCCCCACCCCCAACACCCUCAACACCCCCAACACCCUCAACACCCCCACCACCCUCCUCAUGCUACCACUCAUGGGCCACACCCUCGACAUCCAGCCCCACACCACCGUGCCCCUGCCCGUGGGCCUCCCCAUCCAGGACACAGACCCACUCCAGAUCCGGAUGACGAGGAGGGCAUUUGGGCAUAACCAACCAAAGCUGUGCAGACCUUUUAUAGGGUGAAAGUUGGAGGUGCAUAACCAUGUCAUACAGAUGAAACAAUCCAUUAUCCAUUUGGCCGGACUCCCAUCAGACCGAUGCUUCAGUAGAGAGCCUUCACACUGAGGAAGAGGAGCAGGAGGGGUGUGAUUGUGUGAGGCCAGUGUGAAAACUCACACCUGAGCAGAUGGGAGAAGGAUCAGGAUGGAGAGAUAUGCAGGUCUGGAUGUUGGAGAUGCAGAUACACCUGGUGCCUGAUGGAGUACUGAUCAAAACAUCACUCUGGACACCUUUCCUGCACAAGAGCCUGUAAGAUGUCCUCACAUGCAGCUGACCUGCCUUCAUCCCUCUCACCUGCUUGUCUCCAGCCACUUCAGCGUGUCUGCUUGUCCACACCCCCUCUCUGACUCAGCAGCUGAGCCUGGACUGUGGGUCCUGCCAAUCCAAAACAAAAUCACUCAUUUCACACCUCUUCCUCAACUGCCAGAAGGUUCUGUGGUCAUGACUUUAAAAAACAAUGUUUGACAUUUGACAUUUGAAAUCCAUUGUCUAAAACAUUUUUACUGUUUUGUUACACAAUUAUCAUUUGAUAAACAUUUCAGUACAUGGUGUAUUUCAGCACUUAGUCUUGAGUAAGUUGGGGGCGGAGAUUGAGGGAAGUUGUUGUGAGCUGGUGUCUUCUUAGUGACAUUGUGGAGUUAGCUGGACAUCAGGGAAGGUUCGAGUCAGUACAGCUCCAUCGUGGGCAGCUGUCUACACUACAGUCAGGAUGACUCUUAGAAUCUGUGUCUUGCUGGUUGGAAAAUGCAUAUGUAACAGUUUGAGUGUGCCCCUUGACAUAAUCCUUUAAAAAAGGACCCUUGAUGACUGUGUCCAAGUUAAUGUAAUGAGAUAGCUAGCCAUGGAGUGAUGUGCAUAAUGUUUAGAAUAGUGACAGUGACUAACUAUCAAGCUAGCUAGCUAUUUGGUGAUUUCUCUUCAGUUACUCAAAUGCUAUACAGUUCUAUUUGGGAUCUUAAUUUAGCUUAAAUUAGCUAGCUAACUAAUUAGAUUUGGUUUACUAAGUGGUACUCAUAGAUGAGACCCCAUUGUUGUGACACUUGCUAGCUUACUUAACAGCAAGCUAACUCAGUCUAGCUAGUUUUAUCCAACCUCAUCAAAAUUUCCAAUUUAUAGUUUAAUCUGGUAUGUUGGUCAUCAUGUUUAUGUGAAUAGAUGUCAGGGUGCCUCUGUAAUCAAUACGUAAGCUAUACUGGUUGCUCUUUCUGCUCAUGUUUCUCAUUGGACUCUUGGUUUACACGUGACGCUACGCACCUAUGCACCUCCUCUGCCAUCCACUCUGGGCUGCUGUAUUCGCCCAAACCAUCAUCACCAUCAUUAUGAGGUAAAUCACCAAAAUGGGCUUAAAACAAAGGAAGUAGAAUCUUCUGCCCGACUCCAGGGUUUUAUUCCUUAUGGUGCUUUUAUUGGUGCUUUACACCUAAACCUGGAUGGAAACAGCCAUCGCUACACUGAGUGGUCUCCUGUUAUGAUGUGUCGCUUUGCUAUUAAUUGAGAGACACUUGAUUGGUCAAGGUUCCGGUCUGUGAUACUGAACGCGGGGUGUUUGGAGAUGAUUUCAGUAUACUCACCGUUCAUAUCAGAACAAAAUUAUCUGACUGUUGUUAUUUAAAGUCAAAUUUGUUCUGUAACCCACAGAGUCCAGGAAGAUAAUGAGGCUCAGGACAUGAUCAGGUCAAAGAUCACAAGUUUAAGGACUGAUUGUCUCAUUCCCUUCCUGUACCCUCAUAACUUCCCUUAAGAAUGACACCCUAAACCCUAAUCACCGAUCCUGAGCCUCGUAUCUGGACAAAACAGAUCCAUACACCAGGGUAUAUACAGUGAUGGUCAGAAUCUUCUGCCCACAAAUGUAAAAAAAAAAAAAAAAAAAAAAAAAAAAAAGUAAAAA